This is a messenger RNA of Phyllostomus hastatus (greater spear-nosed bat), 4111 nucleotides long. It is a transcript of the gene LRRC8A, whose product is annotated as leucine rich repeat containing 8 VRAC subunit A. Gene Ontology annotation, molecular function: protein binding. The record is from RefSeq and is a predicted model, not a curated record. The coding region runs from base 266 to 2698 and encodes 810 amino acids. The transcript is spliced from 4 exons. NCBI's taxonomy places the organism in Eukaryota, Metazoa, Chordata, Mammalia, Chiroptera, Phyllostomidae.
UGGGUGACGUCACUUCCGGGGCGGAGAAGGCUGAGUGGUGCAGUGAGGGACAAACAAAAGGAGGCGCCGGAGGGGCGCCGCGGCCGGUGGCGGGACUGUGCGGCAGGGGCCCCGGGGCUGCCUGCUGGGCGGCCGGACGCGGCGGGCCCAGGGAGGCAGCUCCAUGGAACGAAAGAGAUGCCAGGACCCUGCCCGGACAGAAGGGGGCCAGCCUCAGCACCGGCAGCCAGCACGCAGAUAGCAGAGCCGUCCCCGGGGUGGAACCAUGAUUCCGGUGACAGAGCUCCGCUACUUCGCGGACACGCAGCCGGCGUACCGGAUCCUGAAGCCGUGGUGGGACGUGUUCACCGACUACAUCUCCAUCGUCAUGCUGAUGAUCGCAGUCUUCGGGGGCACGCUGCAGGUCACCCAGGACAAGAUGAUCUGCCUGCCUUGCAAGUGGGUCACCAGGGACUCCUGCAACGACUCCUUCCGGGGCUGGGCGGCCCCCGGCCCGGAGCCCUCCUACCCCAACUCGACUGUCCUCCCGAUGCCUGACGCGGGCCCCACCGGCAUCCGGUACGACUUGGACCGGCACCAGUACAACUACGUGGACGCCGUGUGCUACGAGAACCGCCUGCACUGGUUUGCCAAGUACUUCCCCUACCUGGUGCUGCUGCACACGCUCAUCUUCCUGGCCUGCAGCAACUUCUGGUUCAAGUUCCCGCGCACCAGCUCGAAGCUGGAGCACUUUGUGUCCAUCCUGCUCAAGUGCUUCGACUCGCCGUGGACCACGCGGGCCCUGUCGGAGACCGUGGUGGAGGAGAGCGACCCCAAGCCGGCCUUCAGCAAGAUGAACGGCUCCAUGGACAAGAAGUCGUCGACGGUCAGCGAGGACGUGGAGGCCACCGUGCCCAUGCUGCAGAGGACCAAGUCUCGCAUCGAGCAGGGCAUCGUGGACCGCUCGGAGACCGGCGUGCUGGACAAGAAGGAGGGGGAGCAGGCCAAGGCGCUGUUUGAGAAGGUGAAGAAGUUCCGGACCCACGUGGAGGAGGGCGACAUCGUGUACCGCCUCUACAUGCGGCAGACCAUCAUCAAGGUGAUCAAGUUCAUCCUCAUCAUCUGCUACACUGUCUACUACGUGCACAACAUCAAGUUCGACGUGGACUGCACCGUGGACAUCGAGAGCCUGACGGGCUACCGCACCUACCGGUGCGCCCACCCGCUGGCCACGCUCUUCAAGAUCCUGGCGUCCUUCUACAUCAGCCUGGUCAUCUUCUACGGCCUCAUCUGCAUGUACACGCUGUGGUGGAUGCUGCGCCGCUCGCUCAAGAAGUACUCCUUCGAGUCCAUCCGCGAGGAGAGCAGCUACAGCGACAUCCCCGACGUCAAGAACGACUUCGCCUUCAUGCUGCACCUCAUCGACCAGUACGACCCGCUCUACUCGAAGCGCUUCGCCGUCUUCCUGUCGGAGGUGAGCGAGAACAAGCUGCGGCAGCUGAACCUCAACAACGAGUGGACGCUGGACAAGCUGCGGCAGCGGCUCACCAAGAACGCCCAGGACAAGCUGGAGCUGCACCUGUUCAUGCUCAGCGGCAUCCCCGACACCGUGUUCGACCUGGUGGAGCUGGAGGUGCUCAAGCUGGAGCUGAUCCCGGACGUGACCAUCCCGCCCAGCAUCGCCCAGCUCACCGGCCUGCAGGAGCUGUGGCUGUACCACACGGCGGCCAAGAUCGAGGCGCCCGCCCUGGCCUUCCUGCGCGAGAACCUGCGGGCCCUGCACAUCAAGUUCACGGACAUCAAGGAGAUCCCGCUGUGGAUCUACAGCCUGAAGACGCUGGAGGAGCUGCACCUGACGGGCAACCUGAGCGCCGAGAACAACCGCUACAUCGUCAUCGACGGCCUGCGCGAGCUCAAGCGCCUCAAGGUGCUGCGGCUCAAGAGCAACCUGAGCAAGCUGCCGCAGGUGGUCACGGACGUGGGCGUGCACCUGCAGAAGCUGUCCAUCAACAACGAGGGCACCAAGCUCAUCGUCCUCAACAGCCUCAAGAAGAUGGUGAACCUGACGGAGCUGGAGCUGAUCCGCUGCGACCUGGAGCGCAUCCCGCACUCCAUCUUCAGCCUCCACAACCUGCAGGAGAUCGACCUCAAGGACAACAACCUCAAGACCAUCGAGGAGAUCAUCAGCUUCCAGCACCUGCACCGCCUCACCUGCCUUAAGCUGUGGUACAACCACAUCGCCUACAUCCCCAUCCAGAUCGGCAACCUCACCAACCUCGAGCGCCUCUACCUGAACCGCAACAAGAUCGAGAAGAUCCCCCCGCAGCUCUUCUACUGCCGCAAGCUGCGCUACCUGGACCUCAGCCACAAUAACCUGACCUUCCUCCCCGCCGACAUCGGCCUCCUGCAGAACCUCCAGAACCUGGCUGUCACGGCCAACCGGAUCGAGGCGCUGCCCCCGGAGCUCUUCCAGUGCCGGAAGCUGCGGGCCCUGCACCUGGGCAACAACGUGCUGCAGUCACUGCCCUCGCGGGUGGGUGAGCUGACCAACCUGACCCAGAUCGAGCUGCGGGGCAACCGGCUGGAGUGCCUGCCCGUGGAGCUGGGCGAGUGCCCGCUGCUCAAGCGCAGCGGCCUGGUGGUGGAGGAGGACCUGUUCAGCACGCUGCCGCCCGAGGUGAAGGAGCGGCUGUGGAGGGCCGACAAGGAGCAGGCCUGACCCGCGCCGGGACCACCGAGGGGGCCUCUGGCCCAGGAACCCAGGAACCCCGGGACGGCCACCCCGGCCUCUCGGCCAGGGCAGGAGCCCGGGCGUGGACGUGAGCGGAGCCAGGGCGGCAGGACAGUGCCUGAGGGGGCUGGCCCCUUUCUCCCCCUGAGACUCGGCCCCCGGGGCGGGCGCCUGCUGGGGAGACCGGAGACCUGUAAUCUGUCUGGGAGGCGGCAGCGCUGCGUUGGGACGGCAGGCCUCCUCCCGGGAGGCCCGCUCUGCCCCAAGGCCCAGGACGGCUCCUCCGUAGCUCUUGGUAUUUAUUUCUCUCCGCCUCCCGCCCCUCCCUCCUGAUAACCGACACAUUCCCCAGAAAGCUCAGCUCCAGUGGGGGUGUUUAGGGAAGGGUGGGCUGCUCUGCUCUUCCUUGAGCGGGGAUGCCGGCCGCCUUCACGGCCACGCAGCCCGGAGCGGAGCGGCCCCCGCGGUGCCGGUGCCGGGCUGGGCAGUGUUGGCGGCGCGGCCCGUGGGAGAGCAGCCCGCCAGGUGGAAAGGCCGGGCCUGGGGCUCGCCUCGUCCGUUUUAGAAUUUUUUUUUUAAGUAAGAACUUUUUUUAAGCUUUGAAAAUGGAAGGUUUGGGUAUUAAAAAAGAAAAAAAAAAACUUAAAAAAAAAAAGCCCAAAGACACUAACGGCCAGUGAGCUGGAGUCUCAGGGUGGGUGCAGGCGGCAGGACCCUGAGCUGCGAGUCCUUCCCCCAGGGAGUUCCGUCGUCCGUCCCUCUGCUCCCCGCGGUGGGGACUUCUGUUUUGUUUUCGGUGUCUUGUUUUCCUUCUCCUCCAUGUGUCUUGGCAGGCGCUCAUUUCUGUGGCUGUUGGCCAAAGGGAAUGUUCUGGAGCUGCCAGCAGGGGAGGAGACUUGGGCUGGCCAGUCCCCGGGCAAGCAGCGCUGUCCUCCCUGUCCCUCGUCACAGUGUUAAGGAGCCAAGAGGAGCUGCCUCGCCUGGACUCUGCUCUCCCACCCCCUGUGUCCCCAGCUGCCCUCAUCCGCCGGGUCACCCCGGGGUCCCUCAGAGCCCGCGGCGGGAGGCGGGGCCGCCGGUGGGGAGGCGGGCCCUGGGGAAGCGGGCCGCCCCGGGUCUGGGCUCCGGUCUCCGUCCCCGGCGCCUGGUGGUGAGAAGCCACCGCGCUUCAGACCAGUCACCCGGGUCCCCGCCUUAGGUCAGCCACUUGCACACUAAGGCACGUUUUAGCGUCUCUCGUCUUCAUGAUUUUGUCCACUCGUCCUUCCGUGUUCUCUGCGGCGUGUCAUCCAAUGUGACCCUCAGAAAUCGCGCACACUAGCCCCUGGCGGCCGUGAAGCAGUCCGUUACGUGUGGGUCCGAACCUGUAGACUCGAGCAUCAAAUAAACCUGCCACAGAAA